Messenger RNA from Colletotrichum graminicola M1.001, 1425 nucleotides. RefSeq names its product glycosyl transferase family 4. Lineage: Eukaryota; Fungi; Ascomycota; Sordariomycetes; Glomerellales; Glomerellaceae. Gene Ontology annotation, cellular component: membrane. Gene Ontology annotation, molecular function: UDP-N-acetylglucosamine-dolichyl-phosphate N-acetylglucosaminephosphotransferase activity. The record is from RefSeq and is a predicted model, not a curated record. Bases 1 to 1425 code for a protein of 474 amino acids. The transcript is spliced from 2 exons. Gene Ontology annotation, biological process: protein N-linked glycosylation; dolichol-linked oligosaccharide biosynthetic process.
AUGUCGUCCUCCACCACUACCUCCGCCGCCGCCGCAGCUCUCACCCGUAAUGAGACCUUGAGCCUGGGCGCCCUCUCUUUCGCCGCAGUCGCCGUCCUCCUCAACACCUUCCAGGGCGACGGCGAGCCCCUGAUAGCGUCCCUGGCCCUGUCCGUCCUCGCCUUCGCCCUCGCCUACUCCAUGAUCCGCUGGCUCGGCCCAGUCUUCAAGCGCGCCGGUUUCCGGGGUCGCGACCUCUCCAAGCACCACCGCCCCGAGCUGCCCGAGUGCAUGGGCGCCGUAUGCGCCGCCGUGUACCUGCUGGUCGUCAUCGUCUUCAUCCCCUUUCCCUUUUACAAGGACAUCGUCGCCGCCACUAGCGGUGGGGGGAACAGGGACGUCGUCUACCACCUCGAGCAUGUCCAGCAGGGCCGCUUCCUGCACCGCUUCCCUCAUAGCAAGCUUGCUUCGUACCUCUCGGCCAUCAUCUCCCUCCAGACCAUCGCCCUCCUCGGCAUCGGCGACGACCUCUUCGAUAUCCGCUGGCGGCACAAGUGGUGGAUACCCGGCCUGGCCUCCGUUCCGAUCCUCGUCAUCUACUUUGUCGACUUCGGCGUCACCUCCAUCGUUAUCCCGAUCCCCCUCCAGCCCUACCUUGGCGAGCUCUUUGACCUCGGUGUCCUCUACUACGCCUAUAUGGCCUGUAUCGCAAUGUUCUGCCCGCAGUCCAUCAACAUGCUCGCUGGCAUCAACGGCAUCGAGGUCUCCCAGUGCAUCGUCGUCUCCCUGCUCCUCGUCCUCAACGACUGUCUCUACCUCCUCACCCCCUACCCUCACCCAGCCACCGAUUCCCACCUCUUCUCCCUCUUCCUCCUCCUCCCCUGGCUCGGCGUCUCCCUCGCCCUCGUCCUCCACAACUGGUACCCCGCCAAGGUCUUCGUCGGUGACACCUACUGUUACUUCUCCGGCAUGGUCUUCGCCACCGUCGGUAUCCUCGGCCACUUCUCCAAGACGCUCGGCCUCCUACUCGUCCCCCAGCUCUUUAACUUCCUCUACUCCACCCCGCAGAUCUUCGGCCUCGUCCCUUGUCCACGCCACCGCCUGCCGCGCUUCGUCGCCCGCACCGGCCUUCUCGAGCCCAGCGUCACCCCCUGGAGCCCCGAGCGCCAGCCGCACCCGCUCGUCGCCCGCGCCCUGCACCUCCUCGCCAGGUUGCGCCUGCUGAGUGUCACUACUGACGACAAGGGCCGCUUCGUCGAGACGAGCAACCUCACCCUCCUUAACCUCUGGCUUGUCUGGCGUGGCCCCCUGCGCGAGGACCGCCUCGCCUGGGAGGUCACCUUCCUCCAGCUCUUCGUUGGUCUUUUCGGCCUCUUCGUCCGACACCGCCUCGCCCUGCUCAUCUUUAAGGAGGAUAACUGGGGCAUGACGACCAAGAGAUACUGA